GUUCAAGGAAUACACAUCCACUUUCCCUAUCUUCACAAGUCUUUGCCGUGAAUUCAACAUAUCAUCAAAGUCCACAAGCUUCAGCUUACGACGUAGAAGUAUUAUACACAUUUCUUCUAAGCCUUGACAUCGCCAUUCUAUUAGAAUUUCUUUGCUCUUUUUUUUUCUUCUUUUAGUUGGCAUGAGAUACGGUUUUUGCGUACUUUAACUAAUCGCUUUCCCAAGCCCUUCAUUCUUUUCUGCUUUAUGACGAUAUGAGUAAAAGCUGGCAAAUAUAACAAUUCACCCCUCAUGGAAUCCAUACAAUCCCGCGUCGACUCUGUGCGAAAUGCUGUCACUUCGGUUUCGACAUGCACUGCUACAAUCUCAGCUACCGUUAAAGAACUUCUCCAAGACAACGACGCGAAUAAUGACGCCUCAAAACCAGCUUCGAAAGCGCGAUCGACAAAGUUAACAAGAGCACCGAGUAGAUCAAAUACUAUGUCAGGAGGAUCGCGUACACAAGGCAAUGGAGGAGGCUUAUCAGCUAAAGAAAAAGCUGUCCUGGCCACUCAGAUCGUCACCGCCAGUCUUAAAGCUUUGGGAGAGGCAGCAAAAUCUACGACAAAUUCCACCCCGGAUGCGCGCGAACCGACCAAGAACGAUCCCUCUAAAUCCGCAUCCCGAAAUGGUCUCAGGAGAUCGAUGUCAGCCCCCACGAAGCCAUUGUCAGUCCGGUCUCUGAACAGAGUUGUGACGUCGCCUGUCGUUUCGAAAACGUCUCGAUCACCCAUACCAGCUACUUCUUCGAUAGGAUGUCUAUCCCUGAUAGAAUGCGCGCGUGCGGCAUUUUCGGCAUUGACACAUCUAGAAUCGUCAAAGGUUGUCCAUCUUCCCGAACUGCAACUGGAGGCAGGAAUAUCAUCAUUUGUCAGCAAGCUCAUCGCGUUAAAUCAAUUUGAUAUAGCAUUAAGAGAGCUUAGGGUAUUAAAGCGACGGUUAGGGCGUACAAAUCACGAAGAGGCUAAAAACGCGACGGCACGCUCGAAACCGGAGCUCAAUACGAUAUCAAAAUCCUUUCCCGAAUUACUAGAUUUCUCUACGGUCGCCGCAUCUGGGCCGUUGCUUGGGUUAAUUAUCACCACUCAACUUCAGACCCUUCGGAUCAUACAUGGUCUUAAAAAGUCGUCACAUCUCGAGAGCGUCUUGCCUUUAUUAAGGGAAACCUGCCCCUCUUCUCCUAUAAAUCUACUCUUAUCGUCCCUUAAGGUUGCCAACCCGGAUCAGACCAAAUGCGCGAGACAACUGGAGAGUUUAUCUCAAACUCUGCUUUCUUUAACCCCCAGUGUAGCGGCCAAGGAUGACGACUUUGCCGUGGAGCCAAAGCUGUCCCCAAGCCCUGAAGUGGCAUUGGAGGUACAAGCCCUUGGCUUGGCUACCCGUCUACAGUCAUGGAGUGUAUCUGGACAUAGGGGGGACGUUGAUAAGGAUAUCUUAUCCCCUCUCUCCAAGUGUCUAACUGCUUUCAUUAGAAGGGCAACCCCUAGCCGCUUUUCAAUGGCUGUCACCGCUUUCUCUCAGGUCUGGAAACGUGUUGAAAAGCUAGGGCUGAGGCCAACAGAAUCAUCUCGAUCUCCCUCAGCCACGAUAUAUCAAGUACUCGCGACUGCGUCUCAAGAAUCGGGAAAUACCAACGAGGCGAAGAAGUGGUUGACUAAGAUCAAAUCCUUAACCAACCCAAGCGAAGAUUCUGCUGCAAGAUGUUGUGCCGUUACUGCUAGACUGUUAGCACUCUCUCUCAAGCAGUCCUCUCAGGUUGAUGAGAGAGUACUUGUGGAAGUCUUGGACGGGUUACGAGGAUCGCUUGGUGGCACAAGCGCAGAAAUGGACGACCUGCUAGACAGUGUAUGUCUCCUACGAAAGUCUAUGGUGAAUAUAAUCAUGGAAAAGAAGGAUGGCUCUUCCUCACCUUCACACGGAAUGAACGAACUUCUCGGAACUUUCAUCUUUCAACUACCACGAUUCUGUCUGAGAUGGCUGGGUAAGCCACCGAGUUCGACCAACUCUGCCAAGGAUUUUAUUCGGUUCGACCAACGUCGGGGGUUGUUGUCAACAUAUUUACCACAUAUCCUUGACUCAGCUCUCAUGCUUGCAAAAUUGCUGCUAGACAAUAGCCGAAUAACCUGGGAUGUUCUCGAUUCUACCCUCCAGGAUAUCUUAGCCCUUCUCGAAAAUAUUGAAGAUUUAGCUCGAUUGGAAACCAAGAACAAUCCAUCUCCCUCCUACCAUAUCAAAAUAUCUCAUUUAUACUACCAACAGCACCUUGCUCUACGAAAAACUCCCUCAAAGGAGACAGAAAUUAUAUCUCUCAAAGCGCUUCGAAAGUCUAUCGAGAGCGUGAAGAAUCGGUCCAGAGCGGAGCAGACCCGAGCCCAGCUAUUAGUCAAGUGGGAAAGAUUUGCCGAAUUAUGCAGAGCCUCGGGCAGAUUGGAGGAUGCUACCGAUGCCCUCCGCUCCAUUAGAGACCAUCUUGUUCGGCAAGAAGUCGUGUCGAAUAUAACUGCUAGCCUUGCAACAGAACCUUGGUGGGUAGCAUGGAAACAGAACUCUGAUGUCGAAUUACUUUCAAGGACGGUCUGCAACCUCGCGAAGCUUGAUCGGAGACAUAACGAUUGGACUUGGCUGCUUGUUGGCCAAGAUAAGGCUACAGCUCUCGAACACGAUCUCUACGCCAUCGUUUGCAAAGAUCAGAAGUUCCGCUACGAAUCGGACUUGUCAAGCCCCAUGAUAAAGACUCUACUAGAGUUUUAUUCUGUUGAGAAACAUCCGAUUCGCAGAUUGAGAACCUUGCUGCAGCUUCUCACUAUCCACAUGGGUUCACAAGAGGGGCUUGUCGACUUACGGACCGAGAUGGAAGGGGUUCUCGAAACGAUCAAGGAAGAAGCCCUAGCGGAUGAUUGUGGCUUAAUUCGCUACAUUCCGCACCUUCGAGCCUCUGCGACGUGCAUAUUGGGAUUGAUCGACUCGAACAUAGAUUCACCACAAGUUAAGGAAGCCUUGGUUCGAUGGAAACAGAUCGUCUCCCAAUGCCAAUCAACUGAACAGCUACUAGCUCACGUUGACAAUCCUUCUCAGCUGCUCACGAACCUGCAGUCUCUCGUCGAUUUUGCCCGGAUCAAGGGUCUAGAAACCCUCCAAACAGAGAUCCUCGAGCUCUCGAUGAGCCUCUCUAAACUUUCAGGAGAUUGCAGUCCCGAAGCGUCGAUAAGUCAGGGCAUCACACUUUGUCUGCAGCAUUUGAAUAAUGGCUGGUCAUCCAAAGCUGAGAAAUUCCUCGUAGACAACCAAGAAGUAAUUUCUCGACCAGACAUGACCAGAGAACUUAUUGUGAGCUUUCACUUGUCUGCCGCAGAGUAUCACCUGUCCUUGGGAGCCCUUGACAAGGCUGAGCAGCAUUUGAGUAAUGCUCGGAAUGCUGAGAUGGGCCUAUCGUCUGAGCCAGAACAAAGGAGAGGGAAGAGUACCAACCGAAGAAUAACUACAGCGUACGCGUAUUUCCUGUACUCGAAUCUCGAGCUCGAACGUGGCGACUGCUUUCACGCACUUCGCUUUGCCAAAACUGCUGUCAGGAAACUCUUUCAUGAUUGGUCUAGACUGGACGAAAUGAGGACCGCUGCCCCCGAUAUUUCCAUCGAGGAGUCUUCGCAAUCGGAUGCUUCAGAUAAAGACACGAGCCUCAACAAUUCUUAUAUGGAGCGCUCUGAUCUAUCCCGUGCCAGCGCUGGACCGGAGUUUUGGACAUUGGCUUACCAGCUGUUUCGAUUUCUUUUACAAUUGUCUUCUACUUACUCACAUGUUGGUAUGUAUCAAGAAACUCUGUAUUAUGCCGAACAAGCGCAGAAAGUAGCGAAGAGUAUGGAAUCAGCUGUGUAUAUUUCUCAGUCUCUUGCUUGGCUGGCACGAGUGUGGCUUAUGGCUGGCAAGCUGGAGAAGGCGGUAGAGAUAGCAGCCGAAAUCAAGCCUAUAACUCUAGGCUUAGAGCCUACCUACCAGAAUGCGAAGGUGCUGUGUCGUCUAAGUUCGAUUUACGGAGAAAUCAACGACGAAGAGGCGCAAGAGGAAGUAAUAGUCAGGGCAGAGGCCAUGCUCAAGAUCUUGAACAGCACUCACAAUGCGAAUAGCUCGGUUGUGGAAGUACUAGAAUCAGACAUGGCAGGACUGAGGAUUGAAGAAAAACCUAUUGCUAAAGCUGCGGUGCGCCGCACCGCAGUAGCGAAACGGCCCAGAGCUCCGACUAAGACCGUCCCGAAGAAACCAGCAGUAAGAAAGGCGCUGCCACCACCCGAAACUCCGGUACAGGAUAAACCUGAGGAAACACAGUUAUCCUUCUUACGCGCCUCGAUCCUCCAAAUCCAAUCGACACGCCUGCUUGAUGCCAACGAUUGGGCAGCGGCAGUAUCUACCCUCCGAACGGCAUAUGAGCUUUCCAAGUUGCCCACAGAUGUGUCGCAAGCCAGCUUCUUAAUGGGUGUGGCAUUGAUUGGGCAGAGUCUAGAACAGAUAAGCCAAGACGCCGUGUUUUCCGUCAUUCAGGACUCGACUCUUUCGUUCCCUUCAGUAGCGGGAUCUUUUAAGGACAGAAUCGCAUCUGAUCGGUUAUCUCCAAUAAAACCAAUGGCUCCUCGAAAGGGUCGCGGGCCGGCGAAGAAUGCACAGAACACGCGGUCUUUCGUCGAGAAAUUGCGCGAAGCACAGGGACAUUUACUAGCGGCACACUCUAUCGCGAGUCUUAACGGCGAUGGUGACUUGGUUCAUCGUAUUGCUACAGUGCUACAGAAUGUGGUUAUUCUCUUAUCGAAUACGAACUCGUCCAAACCGGCGGCAAGCCAUCCUGCUCACGCCACUUGCACAGUCGAACUAGCACGCAACCUCACCUGGCGACGCGAGCGCAAGACCCUCCAUUUAGAAGCCGUGAAGGAACCCAAGUUAGAUUGGCCUGUGCUGAUCAACGAUAGCCAAGGUAGACGUACCAGCCUUGGCCUUUCCCUGGAUAUGGAUUGCUUUCAAAGAGAUUAUGUCGAUAUCAUCCCCAAAUCCUGGAAUGUCAUAUCUGUAUCUCUAAGCGAUAACGAGCACGAUCUCUGCGUCACUAAGCUCCAGCCAGGCCAUAAUCCCUUCGGAAUUCGGCUUCCGCUUGAAAGGGCUAGCUCCAGAGAUGCAGACUGCGAAGUAUUAAGCUUCCACCAGGGACGAGCGGAGUUACUCAAGAUUAUACAGAUGGCUAAUCGCACCUGUCACGAUGCACGGGACAUGAGUCAAAAAGGCGCGAAGUCCGCGUGGUGGUCUGAGCGAGAACAACUCGACGAACGGUUAAAGAACCUUAUGGACUGUAUCGAACAGUCAUGGCUAGGCGGAUUUAAAGGCAUAUUUUCGCAUCACCGACGACGAGAAGAUCCACUUGUCCAGUUCCAGAACAGCUUCGAGGCCAUCCUUGACAAAAACCUCCCCUCGAGGCGCAAAGUCCGCGGCAAAAAGACGAAAGCAGCUCCUGCGACACAGAUCAACCUCGACCCUAGGAUAUACGACUUAUUUAUCGGUCUAGGGGAUCCGAUAGCUCGCGAGGGCGACCUUGAUGACGCUUUGACAGACUUGCUAUAUUUCGUUGUCGACAUCCUACAGUUCCACGGCGAGAGGAAUGCUUACGACGAAGUCAACUUCGACGACAUGGUGGUGGAGACCUACGACGCCCUACACGCGUAUCACGUCGCUGCCAAGAGUGCUAAGGACGCGGACGAGGCCGUGCAUACGAUUCUGAUCCUCGACAAGCCCUUACACGCUUUCCCCUGGGAGUCUCUGCCGUGUCUGCAGGGCUUGGCGGUAUCUCGCGUCCCGUCUCUCGACUGCCUACGCAGGUUAAUUCUGGAGGCCAACCCGUGCAGCCCAGACAAAGACGAACAAGCUAGCAGCAGUUCUAGCCAGCGACAGGGCCACUACGCGUCCAUCAACUCGGGCACGUAUAUCCUCAACCCGGGCUCCGACCUCAAAAACACCCAAGCGACCUUCGGCGGCGCGCUAUCGUCCCUCCCUCCGGCGUGGGACAGCGUCGAGAUGCGGGAGCCGACGGAGGCCGAGUUCGAGUCGGCGCUCGCGACCAAGGACCUGCUGCUGUACUUCGGGCACGGCAGCGGUGCGCAGUACAUCCGGGGGAGGACGAUCCGCAAGAUGGACAAGUGCCGCGCCGCCGCGCUGCUCAUGGGCUGCAGCUCCGCGUCGCUCGCGGACGCCGGGCGCUUCGAGUGCCACGGUCCCGUCUGGAAUUACAUGCUCGCCGGGUGCCCCGCCGUCGUGGGGACCCUCUGGGACGUGACGGAUCGCGACAUCGAUCGCUUCGCGGGCAGGGUGUUCGAGGAGUGGGGGCUGCUGCCUAAGGGUACGUUUGCCGAGGACGCGGGCGCAGGCGCGAAAGGGAAGAAGGUCGCGCGAGGAGGAGCUGGAGGUGGAGGGGGGAAUAAAGCGGGUGCUGAGAAGAAGAGCAAGGCAGCGCCGCCGCCGCCGAGAGGAGAGGGAGAAGAAGGCUGGGGUAAGGCGAGCCUCGUGGAGGCGGUUGCUAAGGCGAGGGAUGCGUGCCGCUUUAGAUACCUCACGGCGGCGGCGGUGUGCGUCUACGGCAUCCCGGUAUAUAUCAGCGAUCGUUGAUAUGGGAUGCAAUGCUAUCGUAUCGUAUGUGUGGCCUUAGGUUGGUGGAGAUGAAGAUAGAUCCUUAAGGGGUAAGGGAGAAAGAAGCGACUGCCCCUUAGAGUAGAGCAGAGCCAGCAGAGCAGACUUCGCUCGAGAGAUCGCAUUCAGACAGGGCAGCGGCAUUUCAUGUGGCGUUUUGGAUUGAAGGUGGAUAGAUUAGAGCUCUAGAUACCUUUGUUUGUUGUUAUUGUUCUUGUUGUUGUGGUUUGUGGUUGGCGUUGGGACUUCCCUACUACUUACCAGGCGCGUUGAAAGCCAGGAUAACUCCCUAAAAACUUGCUUCUUCUUCUUUUUUUCAGAGUAUUAUGUAUAAUGUUAAGCUAAUGAUUCCUCAGAACAAACAUAUUGGUGCUCUGGGUUAGGUAUGGCGUGCUAGCGGUGAUAUUUUUUUGUGAAUAUGUACCUCCUACCUUGUAUGCUGUUAUUCGAGUUUAUUGUUUUGGGAACAUUGCUCACUACCUCAAACUUGGAGCUUCGUGGUUUUCUUCAAC
Molecule: messenger RNA, 7208 nt
Organism: Daldinia caldariorum
Lineage: Eukaryota; Fungi; Ascomycota; Sordariomycetes; Xylariales; Hypoxylaceae
Product: peptidase family C50-domain-containing protein
Exons: 1
Coding region: 292-6675 (2127 amino acids)
Biological process (GO): meiotic chromosome separation; proteolysis
Cellular component (GO): nucleus; mitotic spindle pole body; centrosome
Molecular function (GO): protein binding; cysteine-type endopeptidase activity
Source: RefSeq, a predicted model, not a curated record